Molecule: messenger RNA, 678 nt
Organism: Limulus polyphemus (Atlantic horseshoe crab)
Lineage: Eukaryota; Metazoa; Arthropoda; Merostomata; Xiphosura; Limulidae
Product: flocculation protein FLO9-like
Exons: 2
Source: RefSeq, a predicted model, not a curated record
AUGACAUCUUUAAAAUACAUAUCACCUGCCAUAACAUCAACAAAGUACAUAUCACCUGCCAUAACAUCCACAAAGUACAUAUUACUUGCCAUAACAUCAACAAAGUACAUAUCACCUGCCAUAACAUCUACAAAGUACAUAUCACCUGCCAUAACAUCAACAAAGUACAUAUCACCUGCCAUAACAUCAACAAAGUACAUAACACCUGCCAUAACAUCAACAAAGUACAUAACACCUGCCAUAACAUCUACAAAGUACAUAUCACCUGCCAUAACAUCUACAAAGUACAUAUCACCUACCAUAACAUCUACAAAGUACAUAUCACCUGUCAUAACAUCUACAAAGUACAUGUCACCUGUCAUAACAUCUACAAAGUACAUAUCACCUGUCAUACCAUUACAUAUCAUUUGUCAUAACAUCAACAAAUACAUAUCACCUGUCAUAACAUCAACAAAAUACAUAUCACCUGCCAUAACAUCAACAAAGUACAUAUCACCUGCCAUAACAUCUACAAAGUACAUAUCACCUGUCAUAACAUCAACAAAGUACAUAUCACCUGCCAUAACAUCAACAAAGUACAUAUCACCUGCCAUAACAUCAACAAAAUACAUAUCACCUGCCAUAACAUCAACAAAGUACAUAUCACCUGCCAUAACAUCAACAAAAUACAUAUCACCU